Molecule: messenger RNA, 4467 nt
Organism: Centropristis striata (black sea bass)
Lineage: Eukaryota; Metazoa; Chordata; Actinopteri; Perciformes; Serranidae
Gene: nek1
Product: NIMA-related kinase 1
Exons: 36
Coding region: 70-4284 (1404 amino acids)
Biological process (GO): protein phosphorylation
Molecular function (GO): ATP binding; protein kinase activity
Source: RefSeq, a predicted model, not a curated record
CAGAGCCUCUGUGAGACAGCAGCGAAAAAGACUAAUGACCCAGCAUGUGGAGCCAGUCAAUCCACUGACAUGGACAAGUACGAAAAGGUGAAGAAAAUCGGGGAAGGUUCGUUUGGUAAAGCCAUCCUUGUCACCUCCAAAGAGGAUGGACACCAAUAUGUCAUCAAGGAGAUUGGCAUAUCUGCAAUGCCCAGUAAAGAGAGGCAGGAAUCUCGGAAAGAGGUUGCUGUUCUUGCCAACAUGAGUCAUCCCAACAUUGUCCAGUAUAAGGAGUCUUUUGAAGAGGGAGGCUGCCUGUAUAUUGUGAUGGAUUACUGUGAGGGUGGAGACCUCUUCAAGAAGAUCAACUCACAGAAAGGAGUAUUGUUCUCAGAACAGCAAAUCUUGGAUUGGUUUGUGCAGAUUUGCCUGGCACUGAAGCAUGUGCAUGAUCGGAAAAUCCUGCAUAGGGAUAUCAAAUCAAAGAACAUAUUUUUGACAAAAGAUGGAAUCGUACAGCUUGGAGACUUUGGAAUUGCAAGGGUGUUGAACAGUACUGUAGAACUGGCAAGAACAUGUAUAGGCACACCAUAUUACCUAUCACCAGAGAUCUGCGAAAACAAACCAUAUAACAACAAAAGUGAUAUUUGGGCCCUAGGGUGUGUCCUAUAUGAAAUGUGCACUCUUAAGCAUGCAUUUGAGGCUGGCAACAUGAAAAACCUUGUUCUGAAGAUCAUCCGUGGCUCAUAUCCUCCCGUGUCUGUUCACUACUCCCAAGAACUGCGGUCUCUUUUGGCACAGCUGUUUAAACGCAACCCACGAGAGAGGCCCUCAGUCAGCAGCAUACUGGACAAACCUUUCCUGUCUUGCAGGAUAGAAAGGUUCCUCACACCACAGAUCAUUGCUCAGGAAUUCUGCCAUAACUUUCUUCACAAGCAGCCUAAAGUGGGUGCUGUACAGGGGCCACCAGCCAAGCGACCAGCCCCUGGCUCCAUACCACUCGCCCCAGCCCAGAAAAUUACCAAACCAGCCACCAAAUACGGAGUGCCUUUAACUGUGAGGAAGGUGUCGGAUGCAGCGAAAAAGCCUGCAGAGAGGAAACCAGCUACAAAGCAUAAACCAGCCCCUCUCCCAGCAGCCCCCCAGAGAAGAGUGAGUCAAGUGGAGGAAGAGAGGAAAAAACAUGAGGAUGGCAUCAGAAAGAAAAGGAUGGAGCUGAUUGAAAAAGAAAGGAAACAGAGAGAACAGAUGUUCCUGUUGAAAGCGGAGCAGAUGAAGCGAUAUGAAAAGGAAAAGAUCAAUCGUAUAAACCAAGCCAGGGAACAAGGCUGGAAACAUGUCUUGAGUUCUAGCGGAGGUAGCAGCCCAGAGAGGAAGUGUUUUGUAGGUGGUGGAAAGAGGGCUGUCCCAAGCUCUGCUCAGGGUCCUGCUCCAGCUUAUGUCCCGUGUAAAACACCCUACCAACAGUACCAUGCUGCUCUGGACCAAAUAGCUAAACAACAGCAUAAAGUCAUCAGCAGAGUGGGAUCCUCAGCCGGACCAAGCAGUCCCAUUCGAAGUGUGCCGGCUGCUGCUGGCCCAGUGCUGCCCAAUGGCCCCUCAAGAAUCCUAAACCCUGAUGCAAUCAAGAGGGAACUACAGAGGCUGCAGCACGUUUCUAAGCCAGCCCAUGUUAGCAGGCCACGUCAGGUUGAGGAGUUUUUACAGCGGAAGAGAGAAGCCAUGCUUAACAAAGUUCGCGCUGAGGGACAGCUGGGUACUCGGCAAAACCUGGCAGCAAUCUAUGGAAGCCGGGCUGGUUCCAUUCGGUGCAGGAGACCCAAAGCCAACAAAGAGGAGGAGGAGUACUUGUCAAGACUGAGGCAGAUCCGCUUGCAGAACUUCAAUGAGCGUCAGCAGAUCAAAGCCCGGCUCAGAGGAGAGAAGUACGACAGCGAUGGUUCUGACAGCCAGGAGUCCAGUGAGGAAGCAGAGCUCAGGAGAAAGAAGAUAGAGGCUUUAAAAGCCCAAGCAAAUGCCCGUGCUGCUGUAUUGAGAGAGCAACUAGAGAAGAAGAGGAAAGAAGCGUAUGAGAGAGAAAAGAGAGCAUGGGAGGACCAUCUUGCAGCUCGGGAGGUGAAGGUUGGCAUGGCAGCAGGCGAUGUAGCAGCAGCAGCAGUAGCAGCCUGCCUACCUACCUCUGACAGUCCUCUUCCACAGCCCAGCCCCUCUCAGCCAGACCCAGCUGCCAAAGCUCCAGUCCUGCCUGCAUCCAAACCCUACACCCCAGCCAUAUCCAUGACUGCUGCGCUGAAGAACGUCGGAGCAUUAACGCCACUAAAAGAAAAGCUGCCUGACCCAGAGACUGCUACAGGCAUUCAGAGUGAGAAAAAGCAGAUUCUGCGCAGGCUUAACCAGAACCUAAAAGCCCAGAGCCCAGUGGAGGAGGUGGAGGAAUCACUUCCACCCCCUGCAGAACCAAGUCCUGCUCCCCAGCAGAACCAGUCUGACACAGAGAAAUGUCCCUCUUCGAACGGAGACCGGAAGAAGUGGGAUGCAGCAGAAUUGCCUGUGCUUCCCGUGGCUCAGCUAACCUUAGAGGAAACCUGUGCCACGACGGCAACCACCUCAGUGUCUCCAGAUGAUAGACCGUCCUCUGGUGGAGACAGGAAGAAGUGGGAGGCAGGAGUUCCAAUUGUCCUCACUGUCGCCCAGCAAACUCUAGAGGAGACAUGCAUCAGGACAAUUGAGACCACAGUGGGUGAAGUCAUAAAGAUGGGUGUGCUACAGGACGAAGCUCCUAGGAAGGUGUGGGGAGCGACACCAGACUCUCAGGUGCUGAAAGUUCUUCAGGAGGCAGAGCUUCAGCCUCUCACACAGCAGCUGGAGAAUGCUUCUAUCUGUGAGGAAGAGAUUUCCAGCCCUGUUAAGCCUCACCAGCCUGCAGCAGCUGAGAUUCCGAAGAUGCCUAAAGAAGCGUUGCCCUCUAAGCCAACGCCGCCUGCUGUGGUCCAGAGCCCAGGAGUCCAGAAGAAGAGUCCAGUCCCCACAGAGGCUUCACAUCAGGAAAUGUCUGUGGCUGGUGCAGUAGAAAGCCAAACACUGCCACCCAACUUCACUGAGAUUCAGGAUCCAGAAGAUGUGGAGUCAGUGGUUUUGGAAGAUACACCUAAACAGGCCUCACAUCCCCCAGCUGGUGUGCAGCAGGCAUGGGAGCAGGAAGUCCAACAGCCAAUGCCACCAGAGGGCAUUGUAAGACCAGCAGGCUCUAAGGAUGUUGCGAAGAGUGCAGAGAAACCAACUGAAUCAUCUGCACAAUGCGAGGAGCCCCUGUUUAUGAAGUUGUGUUCCCCGGCCCACCAACGAACUGCUGCCCUUGCACUCCUCUCAGCCCAGUCGUCCAUGGAUGAAUCAUCCUCCUCUUUGGCCUCUCGCUCACGCUCUGUCUCACCUCUGCGCUCCAAACACCACAACGCCCUCCUCAUUGGUCUUUCAACGGGCAUGUUUGACUCCAACAACCCCAAGAUGCUGCGGACAUGCUCACUACCAGACCUCAGCCGUCUCUUCAGCUCUCAGCAGGACUCUGCAGUGACAAAUGAUGCUAAUGUUGCCCGCGACAACAACCUGGAAAUUGAGGACCUGGAGGAGGCAGCUAAAGAUGACGAUCAGUCAGAGACCGAAGAUGCAUAUGAGGAUGAAGACCUGAGGGACAUCCGGGCCUCUAUGGAAAGACUGCUGCAGGAAGAGGCCGACUUAAUGAAGAGCCCUCCGGAGGUUGGUGCAGGAGACUUUAAUAGGAACCCUCCAGAGGUUGAUCAGGACAACAAUCAGAUGGCUGUAGAUGAGGAUGACGACGAUGAUGAUGAUGAAGAGGAGGAGGAGGAUGAGGAGGAAGAAGGCGAGGAGGAUGAGGAGGACGAGGAGGAAGAGGAAUGCUCUAAUGGGAGUCCUGGUGAUGAGGAAGCAGGGGAGCUGCUGACUAAUGGUGUGGGAGAGGGCAACCACAGUAAUAAUAACAGCCAGCUCAAUGAGGAGUGGCAUUCAGAUGGCAGUGGAGAGGAGCAGGACGGAGAGGCUGCACAUCAUGACAGCAUCUUCAGCCGGAUUGAAGAACUUCGCUUCAAUCUGGAGCAGCAGAUGGGCUUUGAGAAGUUAUUUGAGGCCUGCAAUAAGAUCAAAGCUAUAACUGAAGACGAAGAUGACAAUAUUGUCCUUGGCCCCAGUUUGGUCUUAAGCAUUUUGGGAACUGAGCACCAGCAUCUGUAUCCAAACAUCCUUCAUCUAGUGAUGGCAGAUGGCGCAUACCAAGAAGGUAAUGAUGAAUAAUGUUUCAUGCAGAGCUGCUGGCAGCUAUGACAAUCUGCUAGCUAUCGGAUGUCUUCCCGUGACGCACAUCAUUGGCAGAAGGAUCUAUGCAUGAAGUAUCACAGCUACGCAUCUAACGGUGUUUCAGGCACACUUGCAUGAUGAAUAACUAGUAAACUCGAGGCUGUAUUUCAUACUUUUGAC